CCUGAUUGCACAUAGUGACGUAGACGCUAACGUAAUGUUCAUUAAGGCAAUAUAUGAUGUUCAAAGGUUAAUGAAUCACACAUUGAAAUAUACAUUGGUUGUCCUUUUCGUAUUGGAAGAAGUGCUAAUAACUUUGAGCGAAUUAUAGGAAAACGAAAAUGUUUAUUAUAAAAAGGACGCUUGAACAUUAUUUACAUUUGUUAUUCAGAGAUAUUUGAUAAAGUAACUUGAAGUAGGACAGUUUGAUACAGUGAGAAAAGGAGAUGGGACCUAAAAAUACAAGAACUUCAGUGAUAAAAAAGAUGGGAACAAAUAAAAGAAGAUGGAACCAUGAGAAGACAUACAGGACAAGGGCUAGGGAGAGAGAAGUUGAUCCAGAUGCCCAUCACUUUCCUGAUGUCUCCAGCCAGUUGAAAGGGGAAGAAUCACUUGAGAUGGAGAAUUUUUCACCACUAAUGUUAACAGAAGAGGACUCUCCAGGGAUGGAAACAAUCUCAUCCUUGCAGGUGUUAAAGGAGGACCUGUUAGUGGCAGAGAUGCCCUCAACCAUUUUUGUAUCAAAAGGGGAUCCACUGGGGAGGGAAACACUUGUAUCUUUGCUAAUGUCAAAAGAGGAUUCAUUGGACAUGGAAAAAGUUGACACCAUGCAGGUGUCAGAGGAGGAUCCACUGGCGACAGUUAUUUCUGAAGAGAAUCCACCGGUGACAGAGACAGUUGUGUCAGAAGAGGAUCCAUUAAGAAUAAAAAAAGCUGUGCCAGCACCAGAGAAAGAUCCACUGGAAGUAGAAACAGCCCUUCACCUGCCUUUGUCAGAAGAGGACCCAUUGGAGACAAACACUGCCCCAACCUUGGUACAUUUAGAAGAGGAUUCCCUAGAGCUUUUGGAGAAGGACCCAUUGAGGACAGAUACAUCUCUGCCCUUGUCAAAAGUGGAUCCACAGGAGGUGGAUAUUGCUCUUCAAAUGGUGCAGUCAGAUAGAGAUCCUCUUGAGAUAGAUACUGUGCCACCCUUACUGGCUACAGAGGAGAACUCAUUGAAAACAGAGUCAUUGCCACCUUCAAAGGCCUCUGCACUUCAACAACCUCAGGAUAUGCUGACACGGAGCCUGUACCAGUCUUACGUGCAGUCCUUCUCAGUGAAAUACUCUGGACAUCAGUCUUUUGAGGCCUUCUUCUCUCAACAACUGCAAGUCACUGGAAGUAAGAUGGACUGCUUAAAUGAGGAUUACCUCUACCAGGAAUACAAAACAUUCUGUAACAAGAAGAAAACAGAUAUUGCAAAGCUAAAUGACAUUAUUUGUCAUCUUGCAUAUUUGGGGUUGCAUGAGACACGUGCCAAUGAAAUGGAUGUAACAUCUCAGAAAUAUUUCCUUGGUAUCAUUUUGGAUUGCACGGUGGACAAGGAAAGGAAUAUUCUUGCCAUAGGAAAAGCCAAUGUUCUUUCUUCAUCAUCCCAGCCUCAGGGUAUCAAAUUUUUUAAGGUUCAACCGGUUGAAGGGAGUCGUGCAAGGGCUGUUCGUUCAUGCAAAGACACAUCUUUAAGAUCAGUAUUACCAACUUUUCCAUGGCAGUACUUAGGUCGUGUGUCAUUUGAAACCUUCUGUCACAAACAUUUGACAAUCACUGACAGUGUUACUGACCAGGUGACCCAAAGUCAUCUGUUUUCAACUUACACAACAUUCUGCCGUGUUCACAAUUACCAGAUUGCCUUGGUGGUGUCAAUUGUGUUUCAUCUUUGGUUUUUAGGAGUUUCCAUAAGAAAAACUGAUGGAAAUGAAUUCAAAUUUUGUCGAUUAGUCAUGCAGACUGAUGAACCCCCAGAUUCAAUCCCAAAUAUUGUAAUAUUUGAUGGUCUCAAAGCAGUUACCCCAAACAAAAACAAUUCUUCUAAUUCAAAUUCAAAAAAGUGCAAUUCUUUCAUUGAGAAAAGUAGCAAAACUAAUCCACCUCAGGUCCAUUCUCAUGUAGCAUCACUUCAUGAAAAAUCUAGCAUGAUUAUAGCUGAACCCAUGGGACUAGCCCAUAUGUGGCAGAAUCAUGGCCGACAGUCAUUUGAGGCAUUCUUCCUGCUGCAUUUGCGUGUUACUAGGAAGAAAAGUAAUGUUAUUCUUCAGCAGGAAUUGAUGUCAGCAUAUGCAGCAUUUUGUAAUCGACAUGAUUCACAAGCUGCAGGGAUGGCAUACAUCCAAUCAUACCUUAAGGAACUGGGAGUGACUGUUGAAGAAUGGAUUGGAUGCAAAUCGAGCCAUUAUGUUUUUCGUGGGUUAAACCUUUUGGAAGAUAAUUUUGACAGGGACAGUGACAGUAGUUCACCGAAGGAAUGUACUCGGCAACCAGAGACAGAUGUGCCCGGGAAUGAAAAAAUUCUUUGUGAUAAGCAACUUCAAAAAAAUCCUUCAACCAACUCAGAACUGACUCCAGAGACAAAUAUUCCAGAUUCUGAUAGUGAGGAGACAGACCCAGAUGAUGAUAAUCAUGAUAAACCCAGUAAAUAUCUUGAGAGAAGUUCAUUAGCAAAAUUUUUCCGCAAGAAGAUAAAAAUUACUGGGAAUAAAAAAGAUAUUGUUACUAAAGAAGUUCUUCUUCUGGCCUACACUGUCUUUUGUAAAAAAAAUAAUCUUCUUGCUGCACCUCCUCACUCUGCAGUCAAGUAUCUUGGCAGAUUAGGAUUUCGUGCCAAAAGAACCAUUAUUGGAAAUUCUCAGAAGUAUCUAUUCUCAGGUUUAAUUCUUCUUUCCAACAUUACCUCAGAGCUGAGAUCAUGGAGAAAGGAGAGAUUACCUCUUGAACUACCUGAUGGUGACAGUCAUCAGGGAAACAAGAAUGAUGAUAAUGGAGUUAUUACUUUAGACUGAGUGGUGAAGUUGAAAUGAAUGAUAUAGAUGUGUCAUUUAAGAAAAAAUUUGCCAUUGGAAGAUAAAUUGGAAGUUGAAUCCAGAAAGGAUAUGAAGCACAUGCCGUAUUUAUUUAUUUCUUAUUUAUUUGUUUCCAAAUGAAAUGGUGAACAAACACUUGGUAUAGUGAGGAAUAUAUUUAAAGCUAUUGUCUAUGGGCUUAGGUAAUUAUGCUCAGUAGAUUGAUUUGAGUGUAUAGACGCCUCAAUCAAUUUAUACUGCACAUUAAAGUAACCCUUGGCAUAAAACCAAGUGAACUGGAUAAAAGCUUAUGAAAGAGCAAUGGUAAAAUCUACGAUAAGGCAUAGAUUUGAUGAGCUAUUGUAAAGGGCGGACUAUUUCCUCAGAGUAAGAAUAAAAACAAAAUAAAGUUUUGGCAAAGUUUGGCUUACAGUACAGUACAGUACUGUAGAAGAAGAGUAUGAGUGUGUGAUCUUAGGAUGCGUGGGAUAUGUACUGUAGUAUACAAAUAUUCCUAUAUGAUUUACAAGUAUACAUAUUACUCUAUUGUCAUUUUAGCCCAUGCACCAUGUGUGUGUGUGUGAAGCCAAUGAAUCUCAGGUAUUCGUUGUCAAUUACUGGUUGCUCCCGGAUAUCUGCUAUGAAAGCUGUGUUGGGCAGAUGUUAUGGAUGUUAUGAGCAAUAGUGUAUAAGUGGAAUUGCAUUUUUGGCUGUUGUUUGUUUGUUUCAUGAAUGACAUGCCUGACGUUGUACACGCCUCCAUACAAAUGUUUGCCGAUGACACCAAGUUAUUUCGGGAAAUCAAGAACCAAGCAGACUGUGAAGAGCUGCAGA
Homarus americanus (American lobster) is the source of this 3689-nucleotide messenger RNA. RefSeq lists its product as uncharacterized. The record is from RefSeq and is a predicted model, not a curated record. The transcript has 3 exons. Bases 264 to 2855 code for a protein of 863 amino acids. NCBI's taxonomy places the organism in Eukaryota, Metazoa, Arthropoda, Malacostraca, Decapoda, Nephropidae.